CCAUUUUAGAGAUAGAAGCUCUGAAAACACUUCACAACAUCUACCAUUCACGCACUUGAGCUAAGGAGGAAGAAGGAGGGGAAAAGAGAAGAGAAAAGUUGACUUUGGAGAGGAAAACUUGUGUUUAACAAGGUAAUUACUCCAUUAAUCCCAUUUCUUGUUCUUCAAUCCUCUUAUAUGAUUAUUCAAUCAUAUUUCACACCCUUUUAUUGUUCUAAACGUUUGGAUGUGUAGAAAGAGGGGUUGGAAGGUAGUUCUAAGUCCAAGAACGGGCUGAGAAGCCAAAGUGACCGGUUCGCCGCAAAAUAACCUUUUUGAGGUUAUUUGUAUUACUAUGGGUUUAUGAUGAUAAAACCUUGUUAGUAACUUGUCUAUGGUAUUCAAGGAACUUUCACGGAGUUGAAAGGGUCGCCGGAGUUGUCGCCGGAGUUCGUUGAAGUUCGCCGAAGUUUCGUCGGGCCUAAAUCGGGAGGGCUAGAACUUCAUAAGCUCCAUUAAGGUUAAGGCUAGAGUCCUACUACCUGCACCUUUUCCUAGGGUGAUCAUUCAAGGAGGAAGACGUGGUUCGUGCUUCCAUUCGUAUUUGAAAUUUAUAAACUGCUCAUGGAUAUUUGAAUAAUGUUUUCCUUAAAACGGUUGGGGGCCUGCGUGCCCGUGUUUGCCAUGUGUGGCUAAGUAUCAAACAUAUUAUUAUUUCCGCAUUUGUUUGAUUAUGAUAUUGAUGUUGAUUAUAUGUGUUUACUAAUCGGUUUGGCAAUAGAAUCAAUCGGACGCCUUGUACAAUUCAAUAGGGAUGAACUGUUGUUGUUCUUAUCGGGUUGUACGGCGGUUGUCUACGUGGCUCGGAUGCAGUCCGGGGCGUGACACAUCUUAUAUCUAUGUGUUGGUCUAUGUGGAUGACAUCAUUGUUACUGGUUCUACACCAGAUUUGUUACGCUAGACUAUUGACUCAUUGGCCCACCAGUUCUCUAUCAAGGAUUUAGGAGCCUUACACUACUUCUUGGGCAUGCAGGUUACUCCUACACAUGGUGGACUCUUUCUUGAUCAACAUAAAUACAUUAAGGACUUAUUAAAAGUUUUAAAAAUGGAUGAGGCUAAUCCUGUGGCCACACCGUUAGCUUCUUCUGCCUCCUUAACUCUAUUUGACAGUUCAGGCUCUUUUGAUGCCACUCUCUAUUGACAGGUCCUCGGGUCUCUUCAAUAUUUGAAUCUCACUCGCCCAGGUGCUGCCUUUGCUAUUAACAAAUUGGCUCAAUUUAUGCAUAAACCUACGGUUAAUGUAACACCUCGGCCCCGUAGGCCCCGAGGUAGUUACUUCGGUCCUCUAGUACUGUCCUCACAAACUGCCACUAGCAUUUUCCGCGCACUUUGUCUUCACUCGUGCGCGCCCUGAGAAACUUCCCAGGGGGUCACCCAUCCCAAGACUACUCCCGUGCAAGCACGCUUAACUUUGGAGUUCUUGGCUAAUGAGCUCCCUUAAAAGGAGAUGCACCUUGUUGCACCCCCUACUCUCCGUGCCUUUGUUGAUGCUGAUUGGGCGGGGAAUCCUAAUGACCGUUCAUCUACCAGUGCCAAUGCCAUCUUUCUCGGGGAGUCUCUUAUAUCUUGGAGAUUAGUGAAGCAGCGCACUAUUGCUAAGUUCUCCACGGAAGCAGAAUAUCGAGGUCUUUCCACCGCUGCCUCUGAAACUAUUUGGAUCGAAUCUCUAUUACGUGAGUUGCGGUACCCACUUCUUUCUCCUCCACUCCUCCUGUGUGACAACAAGGGUGCUACUACAUCUUCAGUCAAUCUUGUCUUCCACUCCCGCAUGAAACAUGUAGCUAUUGAUUUUCAUUUUGUUCGACAACGGGUUCAACGUGGCCUUCUUGAAGUGCAUCAUAUCCCAUCUUCUGCUCAGAUAGCUGACUCCCUCACCAAACCACUUCCCCGACAUAGCUUUAUCCUUCUUCGAGACAAGCUCAGGAUUCUUGGAAGUGAUAGAAUGCCUGGCUUGCGGGGGUGUAUAGAAGGAAAUAAAUAAUUGACAUUUAAGGCAUAAUAUUUCAUUUAGC
Cuscuta europaea is the source of this 2051-nucleotide messenger RNA. NCBI's taxonomy places the organism in Eukaryota, Viridiplantae, Streptophyta, Magnoliopsida, Solanales, Convolvulaceae. The record is from the annotation of a GenBank genome assembly.